UUAUUAUUUGACCCAAAAAGGGAGAGGGAGUGAUAAAGUGAGAAAGAUUGGGUGAGUAUGAAUUGAGAUCUGUGGUUCACACAUUCAAAACUAAAGAAUGCAAUCUCUUCAUCAUCCCACUAUCAUCCAUUUACCUUUUAGUACUCCUCAUCCCCACACCCUUCAUUUUCCCAACCAUUUCUCCUCCACCAUUUUCACACAUCCACAUCUCCGCCACGGCCACCGCCAUCUGCCGUCUCCCGCCGCCGCCGUCUCCCCCGGCAGUUUGUGGGAGAAGGGGCCUAUUGAAGGUGUUCUGUUUGACAUUGAUGGAACACUAUGCGAUUCUGAUCCUCUUCACUUCUAUGCCUUCCGCCAAAUGCUUCAACAGGUUGGAUUCAACAAUGGAGUCCCAAUUAGUGAGGAAUUUUUCAUAGAAAACAUAAGUGGGAGACACAAUGAAGACCUUUGUGGCAUCCUCCUCCCAAAUUGGGACCUACCCAAAGCUAGAAAAUUCCUUCUACACAAGGAAGCUUAUUUUUGCAGAUUGGCAGCAGAGCAGUUGAAAGCCAUAGAAGGGCUGGACAAGGUCUGCAAAUGGAUAGAGGAGCGUGGGAUUAAACGCGCCGCUGUGACGAAUGCUCCGAGACCGAACGCCGAGCUGAUUCUUUCGAUGCUUAAACUUACGGAUUUCUUUCAGGUAGUGAUCAUAGGGAACGAAUGUGAACGUGCAAAGCCAUUCCCUGAUCCUUACUUGAAGGCUCUUCAGGCUCUUCAACUCUCUCCUCGACAUUCUUUUGUCUUUGAGGAUUCAGUAUCAGGAGUAAAAGCAGGAGUGGGAGCUGGAAUGAGAGUGGUAGGUGUGGGAAGAAGAAAUCCACAAGAUUUAUUAAUAGAAGCUGGAGCCAGUUUUGUUAUUCAAGAUUUCAAUGAUCCAAAUCUUUGGACCCAACUACUGUUUUGACUUCAUUCCAUUUUUUUUUUCUUUUAAUAUUAUUUUAAUUUCACAUUUCUUGUUGUUAUAUAUCAUUAUUUAAAUCACAUUCUUCUUCUUUUUUUUUUUAAUUUUAAUUGAGAACUAUAUCUUAAAUAAUUAUCAUAUGAUUAUCAAUUGAUGAUCAAGAGUCAAAGUUAGCCCAUAUUGAACUUAACUUUAAUGUGAUUGAGUUUGGUGUGA
Molecule: messenger RNA, 1156 nt
Organism: Benincasa hispida (wax gourd)
Lineage: Eukaryota; Viridiplantae; Streptophyta; Magnoliopsida; Cucurbitales; Cucurbitaceae
Product: 2-deoxyglucose-6-phosphatase-like
Source: RefSeq, a predicted model, not a curated record